ACCCCGACACCCUGUCCCGGCGGUGCGCCCGAGUCCACAGCGAGGCCGGCAGAAACCCCCAGCUCAGUGGCAUUCGAGGGACGUCUCCCCCCACCCCUGCUUUGCAGGGUGAAGCUUGGAGGCACAGUGGCCAGGCCCGAGGGUGUCCUGGGGCCCUGGCCGGCAAGCAGGGGCGGGGGCCAGCCUGCGUCACCGCCCGCCCGGCCCCCCGCCCCCCGCCCGCCCAAACUCCACCCCGAGGGAAGGCGGCGCGGAUAAAGGCUCGGUGGCCGCCCGCUGGGCCCCAGACCGGCCCAACCACCGCGCACUCCGCUCCGGACGCGGUUACACUCCAGCCUGCUGGGACCCAGGACCCGCCGUGCCUGAUCCUCCGAGCGGCAGCGGCGGCGGCUGUUGCUAAGGGAGGGGACGCGCGAGGAAGCUCGACCGGAGCGGAAGGCGGCACGGAGCGCGACCGGCUGAGUGGCGCCCCCUCCUCCGGGACCCUCCCCCGCGCCGCGCCUCGGUCUCCACCUGCCGCCCUUUAGAGGAGCCGCGAGCGCAGUCCCCACCCUCGGAAGGUGCCCCCAGGAGCCGACGCGAUCCCGGAGGGAGCGCCCCUCGGAUUUCUGGUUUCUGAUUUGUUCUCCACCGCUGGGACGUUCACGAAGGGGACGCGCGCUGUCCCCCGUCCUCGAGUGCCCGGAGGACCCUGGUUGAGGGGAGUCCCCCGCCCCUGCCCCGGAGGCGCGGCGAGGAUCGGUGGCGCCCCGCGAACCCCAGCCCCCCAGCGCGCGCCGGGGAUGGAGCCGCAGCCCGGCGGCGCCCGGAGCUGCCGGCGCGGGGCCCCCGGCGGCGCCUGCGAGCUGGGCCCGGCGGCCGAGGCGGCGCCCAUGAGCCUGGCCAUCCACAGCACGACGGGCACCCGCUACGACCUGUCGGUGCCGCCCGACGAGACGGUGGAGGGGCUGCGCAAGCGGCUGUCCCAGCGCCUCAAAGUGCCCAAGGAGCGCCUGGCACUGCUCCACAAGGACACCCGGCUCAGUUCGGGGAAGCUGCAAGAGUUUGGCGUGGGGGAUGGCAGCAAGCUGACGCUGGUGCCCACCGUGGAAGCGGGCCUCAUGUCUCAGGCCUCAAGGCCCGAACAGUCUGUGAUGCAGGCCCUGGAGAGUUUGACCGAGACCCAGCCCCCAGCGGCGCCCGGGCCGGGCCGGGCUGGCGGAGGAGGCUUCCGGAAAUACAGAUUCAUUUUAUUUAAGCGUCCGUGGCACCGACAGGGACCCCAGAGCCCAGAGAGGGGCGGCGAGAGGCCCCAGGUCAGUGAUUUCUUGUCAGGCCGCUCACCGCUGACCCUGGCACUUCGAGUGGGUGACCAUAUGAUGUUCGUCCAGCUGCAGCUAGCUGCUCAGCAUGCCCCACUGCAGCACCGCCACGUGCUGGCUGCUGCUGCAGCUGCAGCCGCCGCUGCCCGAGGGGACCCCAGCAUAGCCACUCCUGUGUCUUCUCCCUGCCGGCCAGUGUCCAGUGCUGCCCGCGUCCCCCCGGUGCCCACCAGCCCUUCGCCUGCGUCCCCUUCACCUGUCACUGCCGGCUCCUUUCGAUCCCAUGCAGCCUCCACCACCUGCUCUGAGAUGGAUUGCUCUCCCCCAGCCAGCAACAGCAUCAGCCCUGGUGCCAACAUCACAUCCACCCCAGGGGGCAGCCCUACACCCCGCUCCCGCAAACCUGGCGCUGUCAUUGAGAGCUUUGUAAACCACGCCCCAGGGGUCUUCUCAGGGACCUUCUCUGGCACACUGCAUCCCAACUGCCAGGACAGCAGUGGGCGACCGCGACGUGACAUCGGCACCAUCCUGCAGAUCCUUAACGACCUCCUGAGUGCCACACGGCACUACCAGGGCAUGCCCCCCUCGCUGACCCAGCUCCGCUGCCAUGCCCAGUGCUCACCCGCUUCACCGGCCCCCGACCUCACCCCCAAAACUACCUCCUGCGAGAAGCUGGUGCCCCCAGCCUCCCUGCUACAGAGCCAGAUCCGCAUGUGCAAGCCCCCCCCAGGGGACAGGCUGCGGCAGACGGAAAACCGGGCCACGCGCUGCAAGGUGCAGCGUCUGCAGCUGCUGCUGCAGCAGAAGCGGCUGCGCAGGAAGGCCCGGCGCGACGCCCGCGGCCCCUACCACUGGCCGCCCAGCCGCAAGGCCGGCCGCAGCGACAGCAGCAGCAGCGGGGGAGGCAGCAGCCCCAGCGAAGCCGCGGGCCUGGGCCUCGACUUCGAGGACUCCAUGUGGAAGCCGGAAGUCAACCCCGACAUCAAGUCAGAGUUCGUGGUCGCUUAGGAUCCGGCCCCCUUGGCCCUGGCGGCCCAGGCCAGGCACCGGCCCGGGACGGGAGAGCGCGGCUCAGCCCGGAGGGCAGGCGGUCACCUCCUUCCCAUCCAGUAGCCUUUCUCUCUCUCUGUUUUUUUAAACUCUUACCAUGGUCUUCUGACCCCCCAUGGACUUGGCUUCCUACCUCUCCUCCUGACACAGUCCCACCUCGUCCCCCUCCCGUGUCCCGGCCACCUUCCCCAUCUCCAUAUAUGUAGCAUCUUUCCAGAUGGCUAAGAGCGGCGACCAGGAUGCCGCCCCCACCCCUUCCGCGCCCCCUGCCCUCCGCCUCCCCUGCCCGAUUCAGGUUUUAAGUCAAAAAUGUAGACGCCUCAUAAUGCACUUUACACACGAGGGGAAGGGGGCCGCGGACAGGACCCCCACCCGCCGCCGCAGACGUGGCCUCACCCCAGGCCAGCAGGACCUGCACACAGAACCCAUGUGUGCCCCCAGGUCGCUGGCGUCGAUCGGGGACUGUGUCCUCUGGUCCGUCUGUCCUGUUUUCUUGGUCUCCUUUUCCAUUUUCCUUUUUUUUUUUUGUCUUCAAAAAGAAAAGUGAGGCUGGUUGAGCAGAGAGGCUGGCCCGGGAGGGGGAGCAGCCUUAGGUUCAGGUGGGGGACAUGGGACCCUUUCCUGCCAGGAAAGGAAGGGAGGGGAAGGGACCUCCGCCCAGCCCCUGCCAGCCACGACAGUGCGGUUUCCUUUGCCACCCCCUGCCCCCAACCCCCCUUUUUCCUGACCUCCUGCCUGAGCUUGGGGUAUUUAUAGACUAUUAAUUUUCUGACUGAGCCAAUAGGGUUUGGGAAUCGCUUGAAAAACUGGGAGAGAAAUGGCUGGGGGGCCAGGGAGACGCCCCCACCCCUCCUUCCCAGCCCAACCUGAGGGAUAUGGGGUUGUGGAGUGUGGGGGGCCCUCUCCUGCAGCCAGGAUGGGGGUGCUGAGCUGUGAAUCCCCUGGGUAGGGGCAACGCUGUGUAGCAUUAACCCCCUUUGGGGGGGUCCGCUGCUGGUCUAACUUGGACCUUCUCCACUCGGUGCCCAUGCCCUGGGCAGGUGUCUGUGGCCCCCGGGGCAUAGGGCAGACCCUCCUCUGCCCCCAGGGCCGUUUCAAUGGGGGUGGAGUGUUUGGUUUUUUCCCCCCAUUCACUUUUUAUUUCUUAAGGAUAAUGGACACGUUUGGGCCCUGCUCCCCCACCUGUCAGUCUCGUCCUGGUCCCCCCUCCUACCCGCUUUGUCCUUGUAGGUGAACCCCAGAUCCCCCCAGCCCCAUUAUGUGUUUAAAGUUAAUGGUUUCAGAUGUGAACAUAAUGUGUUAACUGUAGCUUUGUAAAUUUUUUUGUGGGGGGUGGGCAGGGAGGGGUCCAAGAGGGUAGAGGUCAAGAAUUUGGGUUUUUUUGUUUUGUUUUCAUUUUCCAAAAAAAAAAAAAAAAGAAAAAAACAAAAAAGGGGCGGGUUUGUUUUUUGAAGAACUGUCUUGGAUACCUAUUUAAAUGUGUGUUGUUUUGUUUUUUAACGAUUUUUAAAUGACGUCUGUGCCUCCUGCGGGUCUGAGGGUGGAGGCAGGAACUGGCCCAACACCUCUGCCCUCAUCAGGGCCCCCCCUCCCCAAGAAAGCAUUACCCACCCUCUGGGGUCGGGCUUUGGGGGGGUCCCGGCACCUCGCGUGAGUUUCCCAUAUAAAAACAUGAAAUUGAAAAAAAAGCUUACACAGGCACCGUGAUUUCAAGUAAUAAACAGAAAAUGAAACACGA
Molecule: messenger RNA, 4089 nt
Organism: Cynocephalus volans (Philippine flying lemur)
Lineage: Eukaryota; Metazoa; Chordata; Mammalia; Dermoptera; Cynocephalidae
Gene: MIDN
Product: midnolin
Exons: 9
Coding region: 783-2309 (508 amino acids)
Cellular component (GO): nucleus
Molecular function (GO): protein binding
Source: RefSeq, a predicted model, not a curated record